CGCCCCUUUUCACUUGACCUGAACCACCAUGGCCGCUGUAGAACCUGCAACGCCACCAAUGAGCUCGCCUACUACAGCUGAUUCGAAGGUCGCAACUACUUCUUUGCGGCCACUGAGUACCAGGCAAGAGCGACGCCUGAUGGAUUAUCUGGACGAGCGCUUACUGAACCUCAUGCGAAAUUAUAAGAAGCGCGCAGAAGAUUCUACGAGCACUCCUACCCUCCAAGCGUACCUUCGCGAGUCUCGCCAAAUAUUGUCCUUGAUCCUCCAAACUCCACCCGUUCAACCUUCUGCUUCCCUCCGCACUGCCUACCUCUUGCACCUCACCAACGACGCACUCUCUGCCAUUCCAGGAUACCCCGCCGAGCUAGAGUCUCUACCCGACCUCCUUACUUGGCUCGACGAACUCGACCGCGCGUGGCAAGUCGUGCUCGCCGGCCAAAUAUGGCAACCACAGGAGCGCAUUGGUGUUGACACCCCAGAGGGUAGCGCUGUGCAGACGCGCAAUCUCAUCACGCAGACUGACCGUACGCGGUUGAAGAGCAUGCUCAUCAGCGGCUCUGCGGUGAUUGAGGAUUGGGUGGGCGAGAUUGUGGCGCAGGACGAUGUCGAUGCGGAGGACAUUGAAAGUAUGCUGCAAAGACUGGGCAUAGCGGAAGGAUCCGUUAGGAUAUUUCCUGGUACACUGGACGAGCUCGAGAGGAUGAGUGGGCUUGGUUGAACUCCGCCUAUGUGUAAAUCAAUUGUAACAUAUUGCGCAUGGCUUCCUGAUUUGGCGGACGUGCCUCUUAGGAACAGCCCUUCGAUAUCGUCGAACAAACCAUCAACUGAGAUCACAAAAGAACACAAAAAGUUUGCAGCAGGCCCGAGCCCCAGCGCGUCUGACGACACGUCCUGGUCUCCGAAGACUAAUUCGGCGAGCCCUGCAGGUUGCAGAAUUGCUUCCCUGGCCUGACAAGGGCAGAUUAUUCCAAGUUCGAGCCAGCGCUUGCGCGCCGGGAAACUGUGGACACCAAAUUUUCUGGAGGGCACGGUCUUGAAACAGCGCGCUCGAGACUUUGACCGGUGAUUAACCCGCCGCAUUCCCGUUGAG
Molecule: messenger RNA, 1093 nt
Organism: Schizophyllum commune H4-8
Lineage: Eukaryota; Fungi; Basidiomycota; Agaricomycetes; Agaricales; Schizophyllaceae
Exons: 2
Coding region: 29-721 (230 amino acids)
Cellular component (GO): transcription factor TFIIH holo complex
Source: RefSeq, a predicted model, not a curated record